Molecule: messenger RNA, 579 nt
Organism: Sorghum bicolor (sorghum)
Lineage: Eukaryota; Viridiplantae; Streptophyta; Magnoliopsida; Poales; Poaceae
Product: WAS/WASL-interacting protein family member 3-like
Exons: 3
Coding region: 1-579 (192 amino acids)
Source: RefSeq, a predicted model, not a curated record
AUGGGCACUGGACGGCAGGCGCAUGCAGACGGCAGGCGUGAGCUGCCACUCGAGGCGCGACCGGGCUGCGCUGCGCUGGAACGGAGAGUGGCGUCCUCCACCUCCCGCACCUCCACCACCACCAACCCAACAAACGAUACUGGUGGUAGGGCCGCAGCACUGCUCGUGCUCGGCAGGGGAAAUAUGCCGCCGGGCGUCGGUGCGCCGUGCGCCAACACCAACAGCGGCUCCGUUUCUGGCUGUGGAAGUGUGGCCGCGAUCCGGCAUCGAGUGGGCAAUGCCCUGUUGCGCGUCCGGCCGCUCCGCCCAGCGCGUCCGGACCCCAAAAUAGCCGCCGGCCCGCCGCCCACCCUGGGAGGCUGGGACUCAACUCAACGCCCCCGAUCGCCUCCGUCUCCCAAUCCCGAGCCGCCCGUGCGCCCGUCCGCCGCGGCCACCACCCGCUCCGCCCGCCCCUCCUCGUCACCAGCGGCGGCACCACCCCUCUGCUCCGCCACCGCGUUCACGCGCUCCCGUCGCUGUCGGCCCCGCUCCCCUAUUUAUAUCCCCACCCCCAUCCCACCUCCACGCUUUCCUUAG